Molecule: messenger RNA, 1116 nt
Organism: Pygocentrus nattereri (red-bellied piranha)
Lineage: Eukaryota; Metazoa; Chordata; Actinopteri; Characiformes; Serrasalmidae
Exons: 12
Coding region: 1-1116 (371 amino acids)
Source: RefSeq, a predicted model, not a curated record
AUGGCUAAGAAUCCCAGCUCACUGCCUGCUUCAGCACAGAGGAGUGAGCAGGUGCUGCAGAGCAGCCUGAGGGGACAAAGGCCAGCGGCCGGCAGCCUCGAGCUGAAAGAGAUGAGGAAAAAGCUGGGUGAGCGAAGGUCCGGCCUGAUGGAGGUGUCUAAUGUGGAGGAGUGUGAUGUCAUCAUGGGCUUCUGUCCUGUUGUUUCUCGGGCUGGAACUGAUAUUGAAGUAGCGCUGAAAAAAAUUCAGGAUUUAUCAGACACCAAGCCUGUUGCUCUAGUGGUUCUCCAUCACACCUUUGACCCAGAGUUCAUGGUACCAGACAGCAGCGUGAGUGUAAACAGAGAGAACACUCUCACUGUGGACUGUCUGUUCCACGAGGAUAAGGGACUACUGAGAUGCCCGAGGAAUCAGGAAGCAGUGGAUGAAGUUCGAAAGUGGAUAAAACUCCCGGUAAAACCCCCAAAAUCAAACGAGUCAGCAGCACCUGCAGAACUGACUGAUGAACAACAAGCAGACGAGGAAUUCAUGACCAAAAAGAAACCCCAGACUUUAUUUCAGAGGUUUAUCUCAUGGCUUUGCUGCUGUUCGUCAGCUUCAUCCAAAUCACACCCCACAGCUCCCGACCCCAAGUCAGUGACAGUAAUUUAUGACCCAUUAGCAGACGAGCCAGCAGCACGUGCAGAGCUGACAGCCGCACAACGAGCGGACGAGGAAUUCAUGAGCAAAGUGAACAAACAGGUACCAGACAGCAGCAGAGGAGUGAACAGAGAGAACACUCUCGCUGUGGACUGUCUGUACCAUGAGGAUAAGGGAAUGCUGCAGUGCCAGAGCAAUCGGGAAGCUCUGGAUAAAGUGAAGGCAUGUGCUGAACUGAGAGCAGUAGACCUGGCAGCUCGUGCAGAUUUAACAGAAAGCAACAAACAGCUUGAGCUUCAGGAGAUGAACACCCUGGCCUGCACAGACAGAGAGGAGGAAACUGAAAGCGAAGUGGAAACAGCAGGAAAGGAGUUGGACUACAGCUCACAACCACAGUACACGCAUGACGAGCUUCAGAAGCCCACCUGGGAUGAUCUGAGUUAUCUGGACUCAGAAUGUGAGGAGGCCGUUGUUUAG